This is a messenger RNA of Meloidogyne enterolobii, 1278 nucleotides long. The record is from the annotation of a GenBank genome assembly. NCBI's taxonomy places the organism in Eukaryota, Metazoa, Nematoda, Chromadorea, Rhabditida, Meloidogynidae.
AUGCUGCAAUCACCAAAAAAUACUGAAAAAUUAAUUAACAACCCUCAAAAUACUAAUCAAAAUAUUAAAAAUAAUUUAUCAUCAUAUAUAAAUCCCUCAAUUUAUUUUUUAAUUAAUUUAUUAUUUAUUUACCAAUUAAUUGUUUAUAUACAAAAUCACAGCCAUUUGGGCGGUCUAGUAUUGUGGGAUACUGCCUUUCUUUUAAUUGUUAAUGCUGAUCCAAGAUAUCCGUUUUUAAGUUGGUUGUUUGGGGAUUGUUCUAAAGAGGAAAUAUUAACAAGAAUAGGCCGUGAAUCGGUCCCAUUACUUCAAAUUAUUGGAGUUGUUGUCUUUCAAGCAUUACUUUUUGUUAAUUUUACUCAUGCUAUUGAAGCUAUAUUUUGUGACGAUUCUACUUCCCUCUACUCUCAACAAUUUAUUACAAUGGUUGUAAUAAAUAUAUUAUUUAAAUUAAUUUUAUUAAUUUUAUUUUCCUCAAAAUUUUCAAUAAAAGAUUUGUCAAAAUUAAAUAAAAUAACAAUUCAUUUUGCUUCUUCAACAAUUAUGUUAAUUCUAUUUUACUUUAAUUGGUUAUUUACUAAUGAAAAUAAUGAAUUAAUUAGUAAAUGGGAUAGAUAUUUUGGGGCUUUGUUUUGCUUUUUGAUGUCUGUAGCUACUUUCAAAAUUUUUCGAAAAAAUCUCCCUUUUCUUUUGUGUGAUUCUCCCGAAGGAAUUGAUGCUAAUGAUUUAAAAGAAGAAAUUGAAAAAGAGUUUAAACAAAUUGAAUGUCGUCAAUUACAUAUUUAUCGAAAAUGGCCAAACAAAACAAGUUUUGAGGCAUUUGUACAUAUCCAAAUAAUUGAUUGUUCGUUUAUGAGAGGAAAUGAAGCAAAAAUAAAAACUGAAGCAAAAGUCGAAAAUGAAGCAGAAACUGAAGUUGAAGCAAAUAAGGAAGUUGAAGCAAAAUCAGAAGCUGAAGCAAAAACGGAAACAGAAGCAAAACUUGAAGCAAGAUCAGAAUGUGAAGCAGAAGCAAAAAGUGAAACUGAAGCAAAAAUGAAAACUGAAGCAGAAGCAAAAGUUGAAGCCGAAACAAAACUAGAAGCAAAAGUUGAAACAAAAUCACACUGUGAAGCAAAAUAUAAAACUAAAGCAAAUUUUCAAACUGAAGCAGAAAUAGCUGAAAGAAACAAAGAAAAUCAUGUGUUAAAAAUAAUGAGUUCAUUAACCGAAUUUUUAUACAAAAGAGGGGCCUUAAAAGUUAAUAUACAACCUUUAAUUAAUUCUAAUAUUUUAUAA